Molecule: messenger RNA, 1730 nt
Organism: Cephus cinctus (wheat stem sawfly)
Lineage: Eukaryota; Metazoa; Arthropoda; Insecta; Hymenoptera; Cephidae
Exons: 4
Coding region: 451-1227 (258 amino acids)
Biological process (GO): inner mitochondrial membrane organization; protein insertion into mitochondrial inner membrane from matrix
Cellular component (GO): mitochondrial inner membrane
Molecular function (GO): ribosome binding
Source: RefSeq, a predicted model, not a curated record
UGCAAAAUACGAAAUACGUGAGAAUUGCUUAAUCUAUUUACCUUUUGUUAAGAGUUUAAAUAUUUGGUCACGACGGAUUCCUAUCUCAUUUAAAUAGAAUUAUCAAACAGACACAAAGAUUCCUUAGCAACUAUUUCCUGAUAGAGUGCGCCCUAUGCAUAUUCGAUAAAAUCUUGAACGCUGUUAACAUUAUUUCAGUAAUUUUAAGAACACAGAGAUGGCGGCGCUUAUAAAGUCUUAUGUUAUUAUAAUUAAAAGAAUAAAUAAAUCGAUUUAAGCUAUUUCAUCAUACUCGGCCUGUAGAGAAAUGGAUUAUUCACACUUUAUUGUACGAAAGGUUGAAGGGGUUUUGUAGGCACAAUAAAGAAAAAUAAGGUUUUAAAGGUUAGGACGGUACUUCGAUGCCGUGUAUCAUGCUAAUGCAAGAAAUCGGUGUUUCAGAAAGUUACAAUGUUGUCCUUAGGAAUUUGUAGAAAUGUUCGUCGAGCUAACUUACGAGAAAUUGGUAAAUGUACAAAAAGUGAAGCGAUUGUCCGAUUUGGUAACAGAUAUCUUAGAUUGGAAGCUGGAGUUGUAUCAAUACCUCAAAUGGAUAACUUAAAUCAAUAUAGAAGUUACAGCACUGAGCCUAAACCACAACAAAAUAUUCGUUUGCCACAACUCUCAGACUUCCCAAUGCUGUUUUGGCCAAAUUUCUUUAAAUCCAUUCGCAAUUUUAUUCUUGUUCAUAUGGUGAUUAAACCAUACAUGGACAAUGAAUUUAAUUUACAAGAAUUUGUUGCAGCAUCAAAGCAUGCUGUGUCUCGAGUGUCUAGAGCAUUAGCGAUGGAAGAAUAUGAAAGCUUGGAAGGUCUGGUAAGUGAUGAGUUACUAGCAGACUUGAAAUCAAAAAUAAGUAAUUUUGCACUGCGACAAAGAACUCGUCUUGCUGUUGAGAAGGAGGAUAUAUAUAUGUGUUUUCCAUAUGAAGUUGGCGUCAUGUUCAAAGACGAAGACUCCAAAAGACGCUUUGUUGAAAUAACAAUGAUCUAUCAUGUAAUGACUGGUAUUGGAAAAAUGCGAGCCGAGGGUGAACUAAUACCUAUAAACAUAGGAACGAUGCCAGAGUAUCAAGAAAAAAUGUAUAUUCUUAACUAUCGUUUUAUACGAGAAUUUACCAGUGGCGUUCAAACACCUUGGGUCAUCAACAUGAUCAACCACUUCAUGCCCAUUGAUAACUUGAAUUGACUAAGUAUAAUAAAGAGACAAUCGGAUCCUGUGUUUAUGAUUAAAACUAUAUUAGUAUGAAAUAGACUACCUUCGCUUUCCUGAUAAUGAUUCAGUGGAUCCACUCUUAGGUAUGGAAUUAUUUUUCAUAAUAGCAGACACGACUUUUGGUUAAGUAUAGCCAAAGUAUGGUGUCCUAACUCAUCAUAACUUUAUAGAAUUAUCUAAAGAUCAAUCGCAUUAACAGCUCUGUAAGUGUAUAUAUAACCAUAGAUACAUAUAAUUCUGUACAAUUCAUGUAAAAUAGAACUUAAAGUAAUGAUAAAGAAAUAUCUUAAAGGAUUUAAGUAAAAAAAAAAACUAAAAAGAAAUCUUUAAAUGAAGAUUAGUCAAGCCAUCUGCAUCUGCCCUUUUCAGUCUUCUAUACAUACAAAGAGAAGUUUUAUAAAUAAUUACUUCGUUCAAACUCCACACGCUUGUUCAAGUUCAUGUAAUAAACAGGGAAUAUAAUCAUUCAUAUUAAA